AUGGACGAAGAUCAAGCAAACGCGUUUGAAUUGGUAAAAAACGGACACAACGUGAUAAUCACGGGCCAAGCUGGAUCUGGUAAAACAUAUUUAGUGAAACAUAUUGUGAAAUAUUCAAGAAAAUGCCACAAAAACGUGUCAAUUGUUUGUUCCACUGGGAUAGCAGCCACACAUUAUGGCGAUCUGGGUGCACAGACAUUACACAAAUGGUCAGGUAUUGAAGACGGGAGACAUUUAAAUGAGGAAAUUGCACAUUUGGUGAAAACGGAUGAAAGAUUCAUGAAAGCAAAACAAAAUAUAGAAACUGUUGAUGUGUUAAUAAUUGAUGAAGUGUCUAUGGUUAGUGCCAAAGUACUGAACCAGGUUCAAUUUCAUUGCAAACAUGUCAGAAACUCUAAGGAAGUAUUCGGCCAAAUUCAAGUUGUUUUGGUGGGCGAUUUUUAUCAACUCCCCCCAGUUGCAAACCAGUUACAUGGUGAUUCUGGCAAGCCAUGCUUCCUUCUGCCUUGGUUUGAUGACUUUUUCCCCCACAAAGUAGUCUUAAAUGAAAUUCACAGACAGGAGGACACAACCCUCAUCCAGUGCAUUAAUGAACUAGAAAUAGGGCAUCCCUCGGAUGACACUGUUGCCUUCCUCAAGUCAUUGGAUCGGCCUCUGGCAAAUGAAAUGGACUGCAUACAGCUGUUUGCAAGAAACUUAGACGUUGAUUUGUUCAAUUUUGAAAAACUGAACCAGCUAGAUGGUGAACUGAAAAGAUAUAAGGCCACCGAUGAAGGUAGUGAAUACUACCUGGGCAAGUUUUUGGCGCCAAGGAAUUUAGCACUUAAAGUUGGAUGUCCAGUGAUGCUUGUGCAAAAUCGAAGUGACGAGCUUGUGAAUGGACUACGUGGCAUUGUAACAAAACUGUUAUCAGAUUCUGUGGAGGUAAAAUUCGCGAUGGAAAAAAAGACAAUUACAACAAAUAUUGGAAGGACUACUUUUACCACUUUUGAUCCUGUGAAAAAAUUAUUAGUUGCCAAAAGAGCCCAACUUCCGUUGAAGCUUGCCUACGCAAUGACAGUACAUAAAUCGCAGGGCAUGAGUUUAGAGAAUGUGGUUGUAAAUUGCCAAAAUUGUUUUCAGGCAGGACAGUUGGGUGUGGCUGUGGGGCGUGCGGUUUCAGUUGAUGGUCUGAAAGUUGUGAACUUCAAAAAGUCACUAUGUAAGCAACAUCCUGUUCACGUGAAACAAUUUCAUCAAAAUAUUUCUGUUGGUGACGUCAGAGCUGAUUUGACAUGUUGUAAACAACAAAUUCAACAAGAUCUACCAUCAGAAGACAAAAAUGAUGAGCCUUCAGAUACAAACAUGCACGACUCAGAUUUUUCUGACAGUGAAAUUGAACACUUGACUUUUCUAGACAAUUUCAUUGAAACUAACAUUCUUACAGCUGAAGAGUCUCUAUCUCCAUCAAAAGUCGCGUUGGAUUCGGUUCUCAAAGAAUUCCUGGACACACCUACAGAAGAAAGAAUGUUAUCCUUCAAACAAAAACUUCUUUGUGAUUUCCAGAAAUAUGAUGAUUGGUUCAAAGUUCAAUUUUCAAUGGUCGAGGAUUUCGGAUUGAACUGUUUCCCAGAGGAUGUAGCAAAAUUUUCACAAAAACACAGAAAUGAUUAUUUCAAGAAAUUUCACAAAUACGUCAACUCUGUGGAGUAUGAAAGCAGUGUUGUGGAAAUUCUGACAUAUCAUAAAGUUGACAUUGACGGACCAGAAUUUCAGCUAUUUGCGUCAGUCAUGUUUUACCUUGAAAGGAAAUCUUUUGAGUUAUUAUCUGCUCAUCUUCAGCUUGACACUGUGGAACCAAUCAAGAACAUCUCGUCUCAACAAGAACUGGAUUCAUCUGCUCGUGGAAAAAUCAGAUAUGUUGGUGGUUAUGUAGUUGCCAAAUUGAAAUAUAUAACUUCCAAGAAGUUGAGAAAUAAUUUGUUUGCGGAGGGAAUGGAAUAA
Messenger RNA from Pecten maximus, 1983 nucleotides. RefSeq names its product ATP-dependent DNA helicase PIF1-like. NCBI's taxonomy places the organism in Eukaryota, Metazoa, Mollusca, Bivalvia, Pectinida, Pectinidae. The transcript has a single exon. The record is from RefSeq and is a predicted model, not a curated record. Gene Ontology annotation, molecular function: DNA helicase activity; ATP hydrolysis activity. Gene Ontology annotation, biological process: telomere maintenance; DNA repair. The coding region runs from base 1 to 1983 and encodes 660 amino acids.